This is a messenger RNA of Aspergillus vadensis CBS 113365, 420 nucleotides long. RefSeq lists its product as uncharacterized. The record is from RefSeq and is a predicted model, not a curated record. NCBI's taxonomy places the organism in Eukaryota, Fungi, Ascomycota, Eurotiomycetes, Eurotiales, Aspergillaceae. The transcript has 5 exons. The coding region runs from base 1 to 420 and encodes 139 amino acids.
AUGGCGUUGAGAGAGUGCAAGGCCACAAGAGCAGAUCAACUGACAGGCUCCAAAGGCCUCUCUCAUUCGCUCGGCCAUCCAAGUGCGGCUAAUGAUCAACCCCCGCCGCCCCUUGGAAAGACUGGGACUGGAAAGGAAACGAGCAGAAACCAGGCCUCUCCAAUCUCCAUCCGCCGAGAUUCAGAGGGAAAAGGACCGAACAAACACUAUGGUUGGUUGGUGGUGUCUUGGACGGACUUUGAUCUGAUCAUCAGUCCCAGAGCCCGGGCAAUGAUAUUGCUUCGUCGGGCGAAAUCCGCCUGGGAUUAUGGAUUGAUUGGCAUUGUUGCGGAGCUCGUGAAAAUUGGCGAAGAUUUGGCAAGAAAGGGAAAAAAGCAACUGGAAACUGCACGCCACUCAAUGCCGAUAAUGAAAGAGUGA